AUGUUCACAAUACGAUGUGUGAGGCUACGGCCUCUGUGGUUCACAUUCCAUGCCUCAAGACCUCCCGCAAAACAAUAUCAUUUCUCGGCUCCCCACACUGCCGCCAGGGCACCUUCGACCUGGAAAGCAAUGAGCGAUCGCAGGAGAGAAUCUCGAUAUCAGUCGGCUUUUGGCUCUAUCCGCUUGAGUUCAGAUGAAGCGGAAGCAUUGGUUGCUAAUAUCCCUCGUCCUUUAUUCGAAUCCGCCCUCUCAAGCAUCUUACUGGGAUCCUCUAUAGAUGCGGCUGUAAGUCUGGCUGGAACGCUCAUAAGACUCGCAGUAACGUGUAAUACAAUGCAUGGGAGUGAUAUAUUUGAUCAAAGUAGAGAUGGGGGCAUGUUAUCUAGACUUGCUUUUAUCCUUUCGCGACAUCCAGAUUACCGAGCCGUAGCAAAUUGGUUGUUAUAUAGACUAGCAGAGUCUAAGGAGCCAUUCGCCGUUAUCUACAUUAUUAACCAGCAAUUCACGUCGGGCGCCCCUCUGAAAAGAACCAUUUUGAUCGCCUACCUGGAAGAAUUUGCGCAAAGACAUCUUCUUGAUGCAAUGGUGCUCUACGGACGCAUUUUACAUGAGCGAUAUCGUCGCACGGAGGAGGCGCUUACUCUUUGGGAAAAAGCUAUGGAGAUCUCAAUACCACAUCAGACACAUGCCGGCGAAACUGAUGAAGACCCAUACAGUGUCCUUGGUAUUCCUCAAGCCUGGGAGAUGUAUGCAGCUGUGAAAAGUUCUCAAGGAGAUAGCGAAGGUAGUCGGGCGGCCGUGGAAGCAGGAGCGUUCCUACUCGACCAUCCUGUCGCCUUCCAGUAUCUUGCAAAGAUUGUUGGUAACGAGGGCCAACUGGAUAAAUAUGAAGAAUAUAUGACAAAAGCCGCUAUGGACUGCAACGCUGAAGCGUGUCAUGACCUAGGAAGUUUUUACCUGGAGUUGCACUAUUCUGGGAAAGGUCGGGAUAAGUCAUUUACAUCGUCAAGGGGCCAGGAUGCCUCGCCUAAAAAUCUGGUUUCGGCACAAUACACGAACAGCGAACUUCGCCAAAAAGCCAUUGAUUGGUUCGAAAUUGCUAGUACGGGUGGCUGGGGUCCAUCUGCACUUAUCAUGGCCUGUCUCUUACGUGAGGAAGGAAACGCUCACAAAGGAUUACGGUAUUUAAAGAUUGCAGAAGAUGACGAAAAGUCCGCGUCCAAGGCGAAAGAUAUACGACAUAUCUAUUUGGGGAAGUCUUUCGAAUUGAACAUUGAACGAGAACGAGAGAUCUUCAUGAAGCAGUUUGCACAGUUUGAUUGA
This is a messenger RNA of Histoplasma capsulatum G186AR, 1323 nucleotides long. RefSeq lists its product as uncharacterized. Bases 1 to 1323 code for a protein of 440 amino acids. Lineage: Eukaryota; Fungi; Ascomycota; Eurotiomycetes; Onygenales; Ajellomycetaceae. Gene Ontology annotation, molecular function: protein binding. The record is from RefSeq and is a predicted model, not a curated record. The transcript is spliced from 2 exons.